This is a messenger RNA of Lactuca saligna, 354 nucleotides long. The record is from the annotation of a GenBank genome assembly. NCBI's taxonomy places the organism in Eukaryota, Viridiplantae, Streptophyta, Magnoliopsida, Asterales, Asteraceae.
AUGAGGCUCUUUCUUUUUCUUUUCCACGUUUUAUCUCCACCUCUUUCAAUUUUCCCAACUCCCAAUACACCACCGCUAUUAUCAUUUGGAAGUCCAAUUUUUGGGGUUUUUCUCUGCUUUUCACCACUCCAUCGAAGGGUUGAAGACGAAGUGAAGAGCGUCUCCUUUUCAACACAAACACAGGAUCAUCUAAUUCUCUACAGAAGAGAGUUGGGAGUUGCUCAAAUAAGGUUGAGUGUCCAUGGUAAAGCAGUCGGGGAGAGAAUUUCUGCCCAAGUUCCAUUAGCAGAAGCUGCUCUUAUCAAUGGAGUUGCCAAGGGUUAUGUAUCAAACAACGGAAUAUCAGAAGCCUAA